ACAAAAAGCGAUGCAAACAUUUGGCUGCUGUAACGCGAUCCGAAUUCAGCACCCACGGUCAGUAGACAGCGCCGAAUAGAUAGCUGCCUGUCUCUUCAAAGGCGUUUUCUCUGCUAAACGGUGCAUGCUGGUGGAAUACGCAGAGUCAAGCCACUGUGUUGAAGCUGCAAAGCUGCACCCUCAAAGCGAUAGCGGGACCCUAUUCGCCUGCAGUUUUGUUUUUAGAUACGCAACUUCCAGUGAGCAUUUUCCACGAAGAUCAACCAGGGAAGGAAAGCGUUGAAAUGUUGCUUUGUAUGCUGGUCAUGGAUUUCUUGAAGGGCAUCGGCGGUUUCGAAGGCCAUUGUCACAGACUAUUGUAGGAUCCAGCGCACAUUUUUGGGGUCCUGAGUCAAGGAACCCCCAUUUACAUUGCACAGAAUUCUGUCAAAAUGCAUUGGCGUUCAUAACAGCAUUUGUUGAAUAAUGUCCGCGGUACUACCCUAGAUCGAACAUAACUGAUGUUCCGUCUUCAAGGUAAACUUUUACCUAUAUUUUAUAGCCUACCAUACAUUAAACGUUAGCAUCUGCAUCACAUUGCUGUUGAACUCUUUUGGGGAAUCGCAUUUGAGGAAAUUGCAUGGGGAGCAGCGGUACGGUUUUUAGUGCAAUGAGGCUCCCAUCCUAAUUGCCUCUCUCACGCCGGAGUAGGCUAUGUGAAAACGUGUGUCAGCCUAACUGCAAAUCCUGAUGGAGACCCUGUUAGUUUACCUGAUGGUACUUGGCAUGGCUGUAAAAGCCCACAAGGUCCAGGUGUGCCCAAAACGCUGUGUCUGCCAGAUGCUUAACCCCAACCUAGCAACCCUCUGUGACAAGAAGGGCCUCCUCUUCGUCCCGCCCGACAUCGACCGUCACACCGUGGAGAUGCGUCUGGGCGACAACUUCGUUACGAGCAUCAAACGACGGGACUUCGCCAAUAUGACCAAACUGCAAGACAUGACGUUGUCUCGGAACACCAUUGGCUCCAUCUCGCCUCAUGCCUUUAAAGAUCUGGAGAACCUCAGAGCCUUGCAUCUGGACAGCAACCGUUUGACGAGGCUCACCAACGACACCUUCAGUGGGAUGUCCAAGCUCCAACAUCUCAUUCUCAACAACAAUCAGCUGAUUCACAUCCACAUCGGGGCCUUCAAUGAUCUCACAGCUCUAGAGGAGUUAGAUCUGUCCUACAACAACUUAGAAAGCGCCCCCUGGGUGGCCAUCCAGAGAAUGACCAGCCUCCACACCCUGGGCUUGGACCACAACAUGCUUAGCUACAUUCCUGAGGGAACCUUCUCUGGCCUGCAGAAGCUCAAACGCCUUGAUGUCACAUCUAACAAGCUCCAGAAGCUUCCGCCAGACCCAGUGUUCCAACGGGCCGGUGUCUUGGCCACAUCAGGGAGCUUGGGUCCGACGUCAUUUGCGUUGAGUUUUGGGGGGAACCCACUGAGGUGUAACUGUGAGCUGCUGUGGCUGAGGAGGCUGAGGAGGGAGGAUGAUCUGGAGACAUGUGCGGCUCCGCAGCACCUGGCUGGGCGAUACUUCUGGACCGUGUCUGAAGAAGAGUUCCUCUGUGAGCCCCCUCUUAUCACCAGACACUCCCAGGAGCUGCGAGCGUUGGAGGGUCAGAGUGUAGCUCUGCGCUGUAAGGCCAGGGGCGACCCAGACCCCAUCAUCCACUGGAUCGCCCCAGACGGCCGGCUCAUGUCCAACUCCUCCCGGGCUGCGGUGCACAGUGAUGGGACCCUGGACAUUCUUAUCAGCACUGUGAAGGACUCAGGCUCCUUCAUCUGUGUUGCCUCCAACCCGGCCGGGGAGUCCCAACAAACUGUUGACCUGGUGAUUGCCAAACUCCCACACAUCACCAACAGUACUGUGGAGAAGGAACAGGACCCAGGUUCUUCUGAUAUCGCCACGGUAACGAGGACGGGUGGUGGUGGGGAAGGCGGAGGAGUGGUUCCACUGGGAAACACAAAGACGAGCCAGGAGAAGAAGGUGGUGAUCGCUGAGGCCACGUCUACCUCGGCCCUGGUCAAAUUCAGCUUCCAGAGAAGUAUACCGGGCAUUCGAAUGUUCCAGAUCCAAUACAACGGAACCUACGAUGACUCUCUGGUUUACAGAAUGAUCCCUCCGAGCAGUAAGAGUAUCCUGGUGAACAACCUGGCUGCCGGUACACAGUACGACCUGUGUGUGCUGGCCAUCUACGACGACCUGGUGACCUCCCUGACCGCCACGCGGGUGGUGGGGUGCGUCCGCUUCACCACCGAUCCCCAGUACCUCCGCUGCCACUUCAUGCAGUCCCAGUUCCUGGGAGGGACCAUCGUGGUCAUCAUCGGAGGGAUCAUCGUGGCGUCCGUCUUAGCCUUCAUCGUCUUCCUCAUAGUGAGGUACCGAGUCUGUAACCAAGGCGAUGAGGACAAGGCUUUGGAAAUGGGUGAGAUCCGGUCUCUGAAUAGUGAUGGUCAGCUCCAGGGCUGCGGCGUCCCCAAGUCCAUGUCCAAGUCUCUGUCCAAGCAGAUUCUCUGUCUGGAGAAACCAGAGAAGGUGGAUAAGGAGUAUCUGAGGGUGGGCCUUCCUCCCCCUGAGCUGUUCAAGCAGCAGCGACCCCCAGUCCUGACCACCACCACAUCCACCAAGCCAUCCAUUCCCGACUGCCAGACAGAUGUGGAGUUAGAGAACACAAACCGGAAUAACUCAGCGGAAGCUAAAAUGGUUGUUUCUGCCGUUUCCACAAAAUGGACAAAGGUCGCUAGAGGGCCAAGCCCCCCUGGAGGGUCCUCCAACCAUUACAUGACAGUGCCAGCAGGGGGCGUGAGGGUGAACCGGCGGCACUCUCUGAACAUGGACUUGUACAAGGAGUGCUGCUACUUCAGCCUGGUACAGCAGCAGCAGCCAAAACCUGGUAGGGGUUUGCGCUCCAAACGCAGUCUGUCCAUGAGUGGAGAACUGCCCCAGUUGGAAAGUGCAAUGGCAAACAUACGCAGAAGCAGAGACAAGCUGUAUGGAUCCGAGUGGCUUCUCGAAAGCACUCUAUGAUCAGGAUUUUACAGGUUUAUAGGGUUUUUGUUUUCUUGGAUUGGAUUUGUGGCCUGUGGUGGAGCAGACAGUGACUUUAUACCUUGUUCAGACUGUUACUGCGGUCUUUAGUCUGCAAGACCCACAGAUUCCUCUUGUAUUUCUGAAGACAAGGCCAAACAGGGUUUUAUAGGGCAGAUGUUUAACAUUUGAUUAUCGACCUUAAAGCAAAUAUCUUCUCAAAGUCAUCUUUAUAUUGACUUUGGAUAAAACUGAAGGCACCAAAAAAUCUAUAAAGCAACUUCAUGUACAAAAUUGUUAAGUUGUGUAUUGUGUAUGUGUUAUGUGAUACACCCGUGAGUGUUCACAUGGUGUUGAAUGCAGUUGGAAGUCUAGCAUUAUUUAGAGAGAGAGGGAGAGAAAGGGAUGGACGAUUAUACUUGUUAUAACAUUGCCUGUUACUUAAAGUGAUUACAAUCACUGUGUAGACAUGUUUCUUGUCAUCAGUUUUCCAGACGGUUGAAGACGUCUUAAUUAACUCGGUGGCAUUUGGAGGGAUUGCGAAUGUGCAGAACACCCCAGACAGAAGUGUAGAACAGAAUAUACCCAGGCUGUGUGUGACAUAGCACCCUAUUCCCUGUAGUGCACUCUGGUCAAAAGUAGUGCACUAUAUAGGGAAUAUGGUGCCAUUUAGUCUGGUGACACAGGUGGAUAUUUUCAUCAAGCUGCACCAGACACGCAGCACAAUGCAGCAUUCACGUUACCCGGCAUCGAUUGAGCUUAAUACUGCCCUCUUGUUUGAAUCAAUACAUUUUAUCACAUAAUUACACAUAAAGACUUAUGUUCAUAGGAUUAUUGUCACAGCUGAUAUGAUAGUUCAAACAAAGACAGGAUGACAAGAGCGAUAAAGGAUGUGUGGUCCAUUUUCAUGUUUUUUACAAUUAUUAAAACAUUGUUUGUCAUGUCAGGCUAAGAAUCGUUGUAAAUUGACUCGUCGGUGAAGAGGAAACGAAAGCCAAAAAACAGUAUAUGAGAAGUCGGCUCUUGAUUUAACUGUUGUUUCUGUUUGAUGUUUACCAGUUUAAAUAAACCAAUGAGAAAAAGGAAUCUAAUGUAGUUUUAACCUUAUGAUAUCUUAUGAUAUAUGCUUGUGACAUAAUUUACCAGGUACCUAUAGAGAGCAAUGUUGACUAUUUGUAGACACUAACUCUGCCAUGGUCCGUUGAACAAAGCCUAUGAGAAAAUGUAUAGAGUUUUUGGAUAAACGCUGAAAAUAAAGUCUGUGGUACACACAGGCUUAGGAGAUCUUAUGCGUUUUGUUCUAUGCCAUAAUCUUCAUCAACUAACAUCACAUUUUGUGAAUUUUGGUCAUUUAAAAAUAACGCACAUAAAGUCUUCAUAAUUCAUAAAGGUCAUGUUAACUGACAUUAUCUUAUAGAACAAAACGUAUAAGAUCUCAUAAGCCUGUGUUAACCUCAGAUCUUAUUUCCGGCAUUUAUUCCAAAACCCUAUUCUUUCUCCAUUCAUUUUGCUCAUAGGAAUGACUGACUACAAGCUGUCAAGCUCUAUUGUUGCUUUCUUAAAGGGACGCUCUGCAGGUCCUUCAUCAAUAUUUGGACUUCUGUGUUAAUGAAAUGUACCCAUCGAUUCUUGAAGAAUAUAAUUUAUAAAUGCCCCAUCGGCUUAGUUCAACUGUAGCCCAUCAGACCCCAAAAUAGAAGCUUUUUUCACUUCAAUGUUUGUUAACAAAGAAAAUGUAAACAAACAGGUUGUUUCCAUUACUUUUAAUCUCGAGUCACGACUGAAAAACAAAUGAGAUUAAGGUUCGGUAUAAUCUUAAAGCAUUUUUAACUCUCCAACUCAUCCCAAACCAUCUCAAUUGGGUUGAGGUCAGGUGAUUGUGGAGGCCAGGUCAUCUGAUGCAACACUCCAUCACUCUCCUUCUUGGUCAAAAAGCCCUUACACGACCUAGAGUUGUGUUAGGUCAUUGUCCUGUCGAAAAAAACAAAUGAUAGUGCCACUAAGAGCAAACCA
Oncorhynchus gorbuscha (pink salmon) is the source of this 5064-nucleotide messenger RNA. Its product is annotated as leucine-rich repeat and fibronectin type-III domain-containing protein 5-like. Bases 730 to 3051 code for a protein of 773 amino acids. Gene Ontology annotation, molecular function: protein binding. The transcript has 6 exons. Lineage: Eukaryota; Metazoa; Chordata; Actinopteri; Salmoniformes; Salmonidae. The record is from RefSeq and is a predicted model, not a curated record.